AUGAUGAAAGUUCAUCCGCUUCCGAAGAAAACAAGUUUAACUUUCAGUUACACUUCUACAGAAACUCAGAGACUCAUGUCAAGACAGAAGAAACUUCAUAAACUUCCACACGUAUUUUCGAAAGUGCUAGAGCUACCUUUUCAUUCUGACACAGAUGUGAUUGUUGAAGAAACGUCUACUUGUUUCCGUUUCAUAGUAAAAACAGAUGAUGAUUUUGGUAAUGAUGUUGUGGCGCAUAAGAUUGAUAUUCUUCCUGGUGUUACAAAGAUCGUAAUUGCUAAAGGAGGAAAUAAUAAUAAUAAUCUUGUUGAAUUUUCUUUGGGUGAUUUUGAAAUUGAUUUAUGGAGAUUUAGACUUCCUUCAUCAACUAAACCAGAACUAGCUAGUGCUGUUUAUGUUCGUGGUGAACUUGUUGUUACAAUUCCUAAAGAAAUGAAUUCUGUGGAAGAAGAUGAAGGAUAUGGUGAGAUCAGAGGUGGAAUCACUCGUUUUAUCGUUGUACAGUAA
Papaver somniferum (opium poppy) is the source of this 507-nucleotide messenger RNA. RefSeq lists its product as uncharacterized. The record is from RefSeq and is a predicted model, not a curated record. The coding region runs from base 1 to 507 and encodes 168 amino acids. NCBI's taxonomy places the organism in Eukaryota, Viridiplantae, Streptophyta, Magnoliopsida, Ranunculales, Papaveraceae. The transcript has a single exon.